AUGGCGGGAUUCGUGCGGGAGCUGGAGCGGCGGGGCGGGCCGGCCCUGCGGCUGGAGCAGCGGGCGGCGGGCGGCGUGGGCUGCGUGGUGUGGGACGCCGCGCUGGUGCUCGCCAAGUUCCUGGAGACCGGCGCCUGCCCGCUCGCCCGCCGCCACGUCCUGGAGCUGGGCGCCGGCACCGGCGCCGUGGGCAUCAUGGCGGCCACGCUGGGGGCAAACGUGACGGUCACCGACCUCGAGGAGCUGCAGGAGCUGUUGAUGGUUAAUAUAGAGAACAACAAACACCUGGUCACGGGGUCAGUCCGAGCCAAGGUACUGAAAUGGGGUGAAGAUGUAACAGAAUUUCAGCCUCCCCCGGAUUACAUACUGAUGGCUGACUGCAUUUACUAUGAGGAGUCGUUAGAGCCGUUACUGAAGACGCUGAAGGACCUUACUGGCCCUGACACGUGUGUCCUGUGCUGUUAUGAACAGAGGACUAUGGGAAAGAAUCCUGAAAUCGAGAGAAAGUACUUUGAGCUCCUUCAGAUGGACUUUGAGCUGGAGGAAAUCCCUCUGGACAAGCACGAUGAGGAGUAUCGCAGUGAGGACAUUCAUAUCGUCAACAUCCACAGGAGACCAACGAGUUUUCCAGCGUGAGAUCUUUGACCACAGCAUCUGUCCUCUGGCAGCUUGGUAGAGCUCUGGAGAAGAGGGAGAGGAUAUAGAAUAACACCACAAAGGGACUGUCUCCAGUGUGGUUUGUGACUCAGCUACAGAAAAUGGCUUCUGGGUGGUGGACUUGGCAUGAGGCCCCGGGAGAAGUGGGCUCCUUGGACUGGAUCCUCGUGGCACUGACCGAGAGGGCAGAUGUGGGGAGUGUUGGAGUUGCCUCUGCUGGGCAGAGCCACGGUCACCGUGCCCUGUGGUGCUCACGGCAGCUCCUGGGCACCACGCUGUGAGGAGGCAGCUCUGCGAGCAGCCACAACCCCAUGGCCCAGGAAGCCAGUCAAUAAAAGCUUUGUACCUGAGCUGGGUCUCAGAUGGUGGGGUGGUUUGUUUUAUUUCAGC
Molecule: messenger RNA, 1047 nt
Organism: Colius striatus (speckled mousebird)
Lineage: Eukaryota; Metazoa; Chordata; Aves; Coliiformes; Coliidae
Gene: VCPKMT
Product: valosin containing protein lysine methyltransferase
Exons: 6
Coding region: 1-636 (211 amino acids)
Biological process (GO): peptidyl-lysine methylation
Cellular component (GO): cytoplasm; cytosol
Molecular function (GO): protein-lysine N-methyltransferase activity
Source: RefSeq, a predicted model, not a curated record